AUGGGGCAGGCAAAGAUUUGUGUCAAGUGUCCAACCGAGACAGAGCUGUACGACAUUCAGGCCAAGGCACAGUCGGCCGGUCUGGUUAAUUAUCUAGUGAUGGAUGCCGGUCAUACCCAGAUUGCCGCGGGGUCCCGUACCGUGCUGGCGCUAGGGCCGGCUCCGGUGUGGGCGUUCGAGGGCAUAUCGUCGCACCUCAAGCUCAUGUAGACCGACGUUUCUUUGUAGGUGUGCUGCUAUAGAAGCUUGCGUUCCAAUGAAGUGGCUAAAGAAGCGGGCCGAUUUCCACUCGAUAGCUUUUGGCGGAGAAGUCCAUGACUUCUUUCUUGUCUUUGUUCGAGGGCAGUGGCGUGUCUCAUGCGGAGAAGGCAAAGGUACUUGGAUUUGUUUUCGAGCGCGUUUUUGGCAAUACUUUCGUCAGGGGGAAAGGAACUCGGGGGCAAAGUCCUUACAAGAACGUUUUUUCGG
Molecule: messenger RNA, 468 nt
Organism: Ectocarpus siliculosus
Lineage: Eukaryota; Phaeophyceae; Ectocarpales; Ectocarpaceae
Source: the annotation of a GenBank genome assembly